AUGGAUUUUGCCCCAAUUAUGCCAUUUUUGGUGGUUAGAAAAACCCACUUUGUAUUCAACAGGUUAGCCCAUAGUUUGGGACCUUUGUUGUUAAUUUUUCCUAACAAAAAAUCAAGAGAUGAUUUCUGUUGCAUAUCUUCUGCACUUGUUGCUGCUGCUGCUCCACCCAGUAACCCAAACCCAGUUAAAUGCUUAGAUAAAUGCUCCUCCAUGGCAGAACUCAAGCAACUUCACUCCCAAAUCAUCCGUCUUGGCCUUUCAUCUGACAACGAUGUAAUGGGUAGAGCUAUCAAAAUUUGUGCUUUGUCGAAAUCUGGUGAUUUGGUAUAUGCCCACCAACUGUUCGAUAAAAUGCCUCAACCAGAUGCUUUUAUAUACAACACCUUAAUCAGGGGUUAUUUGCAAUGCUAUUUGGCUAGGGAAUGCUUGAUUUUGUACUUGCGAAUGUUGCAGGACUCUGUUUUGCCUAACAACUUUACAUUCCCUUCUCUUGUUAGAGCUUGUUGCAUUGAUAAUUGGGUUGUAGAAGGCAAGCAAAUUCAUGCCCAUGUUGUCAAGUUUGGGUUUUUGAAUGAUGGGUUUUCACAGAACAAUUUGCUUUACAUGUAUGUGAGUUUUGGGUUAUUAGAGGAAGCUCGUCGGGUUUUUGAUAAAAUGCCACGAAGAGAUGUUGUCUCAUGGACUACCUUAAUUAGUGGGUACUCACAAUUGGGUCUUGUAAAUGAUGCAUAUGAUGUGUUUAGGUCAAUGCCUGAUAGAAAUUCAGCUACUUGGAAUGCAAUGAUAGCUGCAUAUGUGCAGCAUAAUCGUUUCCACGAGGCGUUUGCUUUGUUCAAUGAAAUGAGGACCGAAAAUGUAGAACUAGAUAGGUAUGUAAUAGCUAGUAUGUUGUCUGCUUGUACAAAGGUGGGAGCUCUGGAGCAAGGAGAGUGGAUUCAUGGAUAUAUCAAGAAGAAUGAAAUAAAGAUGGAUACAAAACUUGCAACGACAAUUAUUGACAUGUACUGCAAGUGUGGGUGCUUGGAAAAGGCUUUUGAAGUUUUCAAUGAGCUGCCUUCAAAGGGGAUUUCUACAUGGAACUGUAUGAUUGGUGGUUUUGCAAUGCAUGGAAGAGGAGAAGUAGCUAUAGAGCUUUUCAAGGCUAUGGAGAGGGAAACAGCUGCUCCUGAUAACAUCACUUUCUUGAACGUUCUUAGUGCUUGUGCUCAUUCGGGGUUGGUUGAAACAGGACGCCAUUACUUCAAGCAUAUGACUGAAGUUCAUGGACUCGAACCAAGAAUGGAGCACUAUGGUUGCAUGGUUGAUUUAUUUGGUAGAGCAGGAUUGUUGGAAGAGGCCAGAAAGCUUGUUGAAGAAGAGAUGUCCAUGGAAGCUGAUGCUGGGGUGUUGGGUGCCCUUGUUGGAGCUUGUAAGAUCCAUGGAAACAUCGAGCUAGGAGAGAAAUUUGGGAAGAGAUUAGUUGAACUAGAUCCUGAUAACAGUGGUCGAUAUGUUCUACUAGCCAACCUCUAUGCAACUGCAGGCAAAUGGGAUGAUGUCGCAAAGAUCAGGAGGUUAAUGAACGAUAGGGGGGUGAAAAAGGCUCCAGGAUUUUCGGUGAUCGAAAUGGAAGGCAUGGUCAGUGAAUUUAUUGCAGGGGGAAGGGCUCACCCUGAAAGCAGGGAGAUAUAUUCCAAACUUGAUGAAGUGCUUGAGAGAAUAAGAAGCCUAGGGUAUGUGCCUGACACGGAUGGGGUGUUGCAAGAUAUUGAUGAGGAGGAAAAGGAGAACCCUUUGAAUCAUCAUAGUGAAAAGCUUGCCAUAGCAUUUGGGCUACUGAAGACUAAAUCAGGGCAAACCAUUCGCAUCACAAAGAACUUGAGAGUUUGUAGAGAUUGUCACCAAGCAAGUAAACUCAUUUCCAAGGCUUUUGAUCGCGAAAUUAUUGUGAGGGAUAGGAAUCGUUUUCACCAUUUCAAGAAUGGUGAAUGUUCUUGCAAUGAAUUCUGGUAAGAUGUGGCUUUUAUAGUCUUAUUGAUGCACAUGGAUUUUGCUUAGCUCAAGUAUGUACAUCUGUUGGUAUGGUAAGACUUGCCUUGUCCCGUGAAUCUCUAAUGGUUCCCUCACUGCAAGUUCCAUCACAGCUAUUGGGUAGGCUAAGUACUUUGUAUAUGGAACGACUGUUCAGUGGGCAAGGAAAGCCUCAACUCACCAAAGAAUCCUACUUCUUUUAGUCAUGAAGGUGAACUACCUCGUCAGAAAAGGAAGUUCCGAAAAGGAAGUUCCCGCAGUAGCCUUUUUUUUUUCUUGAGUUUACCAUCAGUAUUAGGAGACUUGUGUAGAGGUUUAUAUGAUUGAUACUUCCGUAGAUUGGAAAAUUGGGAACAGAAGGUGGUCUUAAGAAUUCAUUGUGGACAUCUAAAAUAUGUAGCAGUUGUGCCGUAUUAAUAUUAAGAUUCGGAACACAGAGCUUGAGGGCUAGCAGAUUAAGCUUCAGAUAUGUGAUAAUGCUGGUCAAGAAUGGCUCAGGAGUCAAGAACAUCAUAACAGAUUAACAGGAGUAAUUGUUCUUUAUGCCUGUAUUCACAACUGAUUAGCAUGAUACUAUUUUUUUUGGGAUAUCUAUAGUUAGCAUUUACGUACACUGCUCUAAUGCUAAUGUUUUACAGGUUCAUGUAGAACAUUAAUGUAUAUACUUCUUUUAAAUAAUUUGUAAUGUUGCUGUAUAAGAUCAAGUAAAACCGAUAGGACAUUGAUCUAUGCACUGGAAUUUUCAGUA
Molecule: messenger RNA, 2758 nt
Organism: Chenopodium quinoa (quinoa)
Lineage: Eukaryota; Viridiplantae; Streptophyta; Magnoliopsida; Caryophyllales; Amaranthaceae
Product: pentatricopeptide repeat-containing protein At5g66520-like
Exons: 2
Coding region: 1-1992 (663 amino acids)
Biological process (GO): RNA modification
Molecular function (GO): protein binding; zinc ion binding; RNA binding
Source: RefSeq, a predicted model, not a curated record